Molecule: messenger RNA, 1467 nt
Organism: Staurois parvus
Lineage: Eukaryota; Metazoa; Chordata; Amphibia; Anura; Ranidae
Source: the annotation of a GenBank genome assembly
AUGUUCACCGAAGGAGAGGAAAUGUACCUGCAAGGUUCCACGGUCUGGCAUCCCGACUGUAAACAAAGCACCAAGGCAGAGGAGAAGUUGCGGCCCACAAGGUCAUCUUCUGAAAGUGUCUAUUCCCGGCCUGGAUCCAGUAUACCGGGCUCCCCGGGCCACACUAUCUGUGCUAAAGUGGAUGAUGAGAUCCUGGAUUACAAGGACCUUGCCGCCAUCCCCAAAGUAAAAGCCAUUUACGACAUUGAACGCCCCGACCUCAUCACCUAUGAGUCCUUCUAUACGUCCACUUAUGAAGACCGCCAGGACAGGCAGAGCGUGGGUGAGUCACCCAGGACCCUGUCACCGACUCCAUCUGCGGAGGGCUACCAGGAUGGACGGGAACGGAUAAUCCAGCGAUCUACCAGUCAGGGAUCCAUCAACUCUCCUGUGUACAGCCGCCAUAACUACACCCCCACUGUCUCCCGCUCACCCCAGCACUUCCACAGACCCGGCACUGAGCCCAACAGCGGCAGGAAUUCCCCUCUCCCCUAUCGGCCAGACAGCCGCCCACUAACGCCUACAUACGCUCAGGCCCCCAAACAUUUCCAUAUUCCAGACCAAGGCGUGAACAUGUACCGGAAGCCCCCCAUCUACAAACAGCACGCUGCCAUGGCAGCCUUCGCCAACAGCUCCGACGAUAUCAUCAAAUCCUCCAAGUUUCCGGCUGCCCACGCUCCAGCACCCAAUGAAGUCCCAAAGAUUGAGACCGACUACUGGCCAGGCCCACCCUCACCCGCCGCCAUAGGUAGUGACCCCAGGAGGCGGUCGAAUGGCCGAGAUGAAGAGGACGAGGAACUAUUAAAACGUCGCCAGCUGCAGGAGGAGCAGUUAAUGAAGCUGAAUUCAGGUCUGGGUCAGCUGAUACUCAAGGAGGAGAAGGAGAGCCGAGAGAGACCGCAUUCUGCCGGCCGAUACGACCCCUCAGUCCUGUCUUCUCUCCACUCCGAUGUGUCCAAGACGUCCUCUCUUCCGGGUUACGGUCGAAAUGGCCUCCACCGGCCGGUGUCCACGGAUUUUGUGCAGUAUGACAGUUAUGGGGACAUAAGCGGUGGGGUUCGAGGUAAGCAGUCACUGCCCGAUGGUCACGUUCCCGUCAUGAGAAUGGAUAGGGGUGUCUCUAUGCCCAACAUGUUGGAACCAAAGAUUUACCCCUAUGAGAUGCUGAUGAUAACAAACAGGGCUCGGAACAAGAUCCUGAGGGAUGUGGACCGGACUAGACUGGAGCGUCACCUGGCACCCGAAGUGUUCCAAGAGAUCUUUAAGAUGACGAUACAGGAAUUCGACAAGCUGCCGCUUUGGAGACGCAAUGAACUGAAGAAGAGGGGCCCGGCUUUUCUGAGACAUUUUACUGGGCGUGUCCCCUGCUGGAGCCCUUCUGCGGCUGUGUCACUUACAGGAAGCAACCCAAUACUCUGCCCCGUGUGA